This is a messenger RNA of Camellia sinensis, 1156 nucleotides long. RefSeq names its product calmodulin like 42 (gene CML42). The record is from RefSeq and is a predicted model, not a curated record. Lineage: Eukaryota; Viridiplantae; Streptophyta; Magnoliopsida; Ericales; Theaceae. Gene Ontology annotation, molecular function: calcium ion binding.
GAAGAGAAGUCAAACGCGUCUUAUCUCACGAUAUAACGAAGCGCUUUGGUCUCUCCUCCAAAUCGAUCAAUUCCACAGACACACACCCCAAACUAACUCUCUUCCCUCCCAAAUCCGAAAUUCACUCCUUUGCCGUCAAUUCGAACCCCAAAUUUCUUCCUUCAAAUUUCCAAAAUCAAUCCCAAAAACACUGAUUUGGCUCUCGCUUCUCAAUCGAGAUUCAAAUCCACACCAAUUUGGAGGAGAGAGAGAGAGAGAGAGAAGAGAAGCCAUGGAAACUACUGCUGGAACUCUGUGCAAACGCAGCCUCGGCCGUAGCAACACCUCCUCUUUUCGCCUCCGAAGCCCUAGUCUCAACUCCCUCCGUCUCCGCCGCAUAUUCGAUCUAUUCGACAAGAACAACGACGGCGUAAUAACCGUCAACGAGCUCAGCCAAGCUCUCAACCUCCUCGGCCUCGACGCCGAGCUCUCCGAAUUAGAAACCUUGGUGAAUUCACACAUUAAAGAAGGCAACACUGGCCUCCAAUUCGACGACUUCGAAUCCUUACACAGAUCGUUGAACGACACGUUCUUCGGAUUCGAUGAUGCGUUGCCGGAGGAAGAAGAGGGCGGCGAUGUUGCGGCGGCGGCUGAAGCGAAGGCGAAGCAAGAGGAAUCAGAUCUGAAUGAGGCGUUCAAGGUGUUUGAUGAGGACGGCGAUGGAUACAUAUCGGCGAGAGAAUUGCAAGUUGUGCUUGGGAAGCUAGGGUUAGCUGAAGCUAGAGAGAUGGACAGAGUCGAGCGGAUGAUCUUGUCCGUCGAUCGUAACAACGAUGGCCGUGUUGAUUUCUUCGAGUUCAAGGACAUGAUGCGCAGUGUCAUGGUUCGCAGCGCUUAAUCAUCGUUUGUUUUUUCUUUUUUUUCUUUUUUUCUCUCCCUCCUCAAGACUGUGUUUGGAUUGUAGGAAUUUGUGGGGAGAAAGUGAAAGGAAAAGUGAAAAGGAUCAUUUUCCUCUUCCAUUUUUCUUUUUUCUCUACAAAUUUUCUUUUGUGUCAAAUGCAACUUGCGAAUACUGUCAUCAUGAUUGUGUUUGAAACAUACUGUUCUUGGUCUUGGUCAUCCAUCAAUCAACACAUGUUGUCGUUGCUCUUUUGAAUCAUUGAUUUUGUGUUUAAAA